UCAAAAUUUUUGCAAUGGCAACCAAGAAGACAAGAGGAAGGCAAAAGAUUGAAAUGAAAAGAAUUGAAAAAGAAGAAGAUAGAUUGAUCACUUUCUCAAAACGUAGAUCUGGUAUCUACAAAAAGGCAAAUGAACUUGUGACUCUUACUGGCGCUAACAUUGGGAUUGUAAUGUUUUCACCAACAGGAAAGGCUUUCUCCUUUGGCCAUCCAUCCAUUGAAGUUGUGGCAAAUCGCUUCAUGGGUGGGCAUCAACCAGAAUGUGAUCCAAUAGACCUUCAACUUGAGGCCCAUCGCAAAGUGAGAAUCAAUGAAUUGAAUCAAGAUCACAGCAAUCUCCUCAACCAACUUGAGGCUGAGAAAGAGCGAGGGAAGUUGUUGAAACAAAUGACAGAUGGGAUAGAAACUAAGGGAUGGUGGGAUACUCCUGUUAAUCAACUUAAGGAGGAGGAGCUCUACCAAAUGCAUGACUCUUUGGAUGAGUUGGAGAGAAGUUUAUUAAAUGAAAUCUGCCUCAAGACUAGUGGUGAUUUCGGUGCCUCUUCUUCAUUGAUGGCUCCUCCACCGAAUCUUGACCAAGCAACAAACCUUUUUUCGAUGAACAAUCCGAAUGAAGCAAGUCCGCCUUGUAGUGCCUUUCCUCAAAACUAUGGUGAUUCCUUGACAAAUCAGUUCUAAAUAACA
This is a messenger RNA of Mangifera indica (mango), 683 nucleotides long. RefSeq names its product agamous-like MADS-box protein AGL61. Bases 15 to 677 code for a protein of 220 amino acids. The record is from RefSeq and is a predicted model, not a curated record. Gene Ontology annotation, biological process: regulation of transcription by RNA polymerase II. Lineage: Eukaryota; Viridiplantae; Streptophyta; Magnoliopsida; Sapindales; Anacardiaceae. The transcript has a single exon. Gene Ontology annotation, molecular function: protein dimerization activity; RNA polymerase II cis-regulatory region sequence-specific DNA binding; DNA-binding transcription factor activity, RNA polymerase II-specific.